ACCAUGGAUGCAGUCCGAGUCCGAGUCCUCUGUUUGGCAGUUUGGGGCGUUAGUCUUGUCGGGGCAGCUGAAACAGUCGUGAGAACUCCUCCUCCAUACACAAGCGGGACUCUGUUUGUGACUGCUGCUCGAGGGAUGCAAGCAGGACUAGGACCAUACAGCUACGACUCUCAAGGGAAGAGACUCCGCUUUACAGAUGACGAGUCCAAAGUCAUGAAGAGGCCUGCCUACCUCGACCUCCUGUUUCUCUUCCAAGAGGGCAUCUUCUACGAGAUCAACAACAGGAAGGGUUCUUGCAAGAAGAGGCCUCUAUUGUCAUCGCUCCACCCGAUGGAGGUGCAGCCCAACAUGACGGAUAUCGGGGAGAUGUACCUGGGCAGCCGAGCAGAUAGUGGACAGGGGAUUAAUAUGAGGAACUGGCUGAAGAUAUUACCUGAUUACAGUGGGUUUGUGGUCACCACCAGUUCUGUUGGCUGCCUCACUCUCAGCUCCGUCCUCUUCACGCAGUCCAAGGAGCUCCUGAUUUUCAGCUUUACCGAGGUCACCAAGGCGAUACCUGACCCCGAGGCGUUCGUCCCUCCAGCGGUGUGCGAUGACGUGCCUUUGGAACCCGAGGGGAACACCUUAUUCGGGGUCUUUCUAGAUCAAGCAAGAUCUUCACUAUUCACCGAACCCUUACCUAAAUACUAAGGAGACAAAGAUGAGUGGGACACACAUCACUGAACAGUAGCCGAGAGGUUGGAGCACACUGGAGCUUAGUUUUUAGGCUUUUAUUAUGUGAAAACACCCGACUAUUCAACCUGUCCGAGAUCUUUCUAGAUCAAGCAAGAUCUUCACUAUUCAAUGAACCCUUACUAAAAAUACUAAGGAGGAAAAGAUGUUGGCUAUCUGCUAAAGCAAUCUGUUAUUAUUGUUAAGUUUUACCUGGCAGGUUUGAAUAGUUGUUGCUAAGUAACUAACCUGUUGUACCAUGAGGAUAUGUGGUUGAAGAGGUGUAUAUCAUUCUUAUACACUGUGGAGGAACCUUAAUAAAUGUGCAGGUGAUAUGUGGUCACUAUGGAGGAACCUUAAUAAAUGUGCAGGUGAUAUGUGGUCACUGUGGAGGAACCUUAAUA
Molecule: messenger RNA, 1115 nt
Organism: Engraulis encrasicolus (European anchovy)
Lineage: Eukaryota; Metazoa; Chordata; Actinopteri; Clupeiformes; Engraulidae
Product: ependymin-like
Exons: 6
Coding region: 4-690 (228 amino acids)
Biological process (GO): cell-matrix adhesion
Cellular component (GO): lysosome; extracellular region
Molecular function (GO): calcium ion binding
Source: RefSeq, a predicted model, not a curated record